Messenger RNA from Ochotona princeps (American pika), 3030 nucleotides. It is a transcript of the gene FBXO43, whose product is annotated as F-box protein 43. The transcript has 5 exons. Gene Ontology annotation, molecular function: zinc ion binding. The record is from RefSeq and is a predicted model, not a curated record. Gene Ontology annotation, biological process: regulation of mitotic nuclear division; negative regulation of meiotic nuclear division. Lineage: Eukaryota; Metazoa; Chordata; Mammalia; Lagomorpha; Ochotonidae. Bases 628 to 2778 code for a protein of 716 amino acids. Gene Ontology annotation, cellular component: nucleus.
CCGCCGUCCUUGGCCUCCAGGUGGGGCGGGCGCGAGGACCCCCAGGUGGGCGCCGGCUGCCUGGCUCCUGGGCGGCCCACCUGCCCCACUCCCACCCCGGGGCCGCGUCCCGCUGUGUUGUCCAGGCGUCGGGGCCUAAGGGAGGCGCCCGCAGCCCUACCCCUUCUGCGCUGCAGGUGACGCCCCAGCCGGCCCGGGGCCGGCCCUGGCUUUGGGGGCAGGAGGAGUGGGGGUGUGGGGGUGCAGGUGUGGCCGUCUUGCCCGGCCUCGAGCAGGUCGCGCGGAUAGGGGACAGGCGGAUUAUUGACGUCGCGGGGGAGACCGUUAGGCACCCAGCUGCCGGGAGGUACGGCGCUGUUAGCUUCCUUGGCCUUUCUGGAGACCCUCCUGGGGGGAAAUUCAGCUGGGAAUAAGCCGGGAUAGGAGGAUUGUGGUUUCCUGGAAGGCUGCUGGAAAGAAAACUCCCAAGGACCCGGCCCUGCACUUUCCAGAGUCGGCAGCCAUCCAUUCCUGAGCCAUGUCCUCGGGUGGAACCAAACUGUAGCUCUCCUGUGCUGUUAGCUGCGGGGCCUUAGAAUGAAUUGUUCCAACCCCAGCUUCCCCCCGGUUAAGUGACAUAAUUUGGGCAUGAAUUGGACAGGCAGAGAUGAGAGGUUUUCUGGCUUGGAAACCUGCGUCACUUUGACAUCUGAGAGCUCCAGAUGGACUGAUGAAACAGAGAUUUCCAAGAUGUCCCAAAGACACCCAGGCCAAGCUACCCUUGGAGCAGGAAACGAUUCCAACUCUCCCAGGGUCCACUUGGAGUACCCCAAGCCCAGAGAUUUGCCUCUUGUGUCUUCAUUUCAAGAUGGUGGCUAUGAAGAGCUGUUGCAAACUUGCAGCUUCCGCUUCUGCUGCACAGACAAAGAAUCCAGGGGGAAGAAAGAGAAAGACCCAGUGUUACUGCAUGAGCACUCUGCCACUGCAAGCCUCGGCUUAGCCCAUCCUUUGGAGUCUCCUCCUCAAAGGAAGACAUGUGUGUACCCGGGGAGGGAAAGGGUUACAUCCCCAGAGAUUUGCGAAACACCCAAAGUCCGUGGGAAAAAGCACUUGCUGCGGAGACGGUUGAAUGUGGCCUUCUCUCUCCUCCAGGGAGACUCGGAGUCCCAGAAUCAUUGUCUAGAAAGCAGCGUGAGCCAGGCGCCCACCUUGGAGAAGCCUAGCACGAGCAGUGCCCCCAGCUCCCCCAGGCAAGCUAAGUGUAGCCCUCUGGCUAUCCCCAGCGCUAACAAGAGGGAGCCAGUGGCUUCCAGCAGUCAGAACCUGAGGCAAACUUUCUCUCAACAAAAGACUUCCACCAUCGAUGAUGAAGACGCCAAAGACGGCGACUUGGGCCUCUUUGAGGUGGAAUGCAUAUCUCCAAUUCAGGGCAGUCACUUCAAGGACUCUAUCACCCACGACUUCAGUGACAGCAGUUUAAGCGUGGAUGAAAAUACGUGUCCCGAGUUUCUGGGCUCCUCCGGGAGUGGACUCACUUGUGACACAGAGGAGGACAUAUUUGUCACGCCCAUCAGCAAUCUGGUGGCAAGUAUUCAAUUCCACGGGAGCCACACGCUUUCUCCCUCUCCCGAGGUGAGAGUCAGCAUUUCCACGCCCGAAGACAGCGGUUUUAACUCCCUCAGCUUGGACAGGUCCGAAGAUUCCCUGUCUGACCCAGAAGGUUCCUUCCAAGAGCUGCUACAGAAGCACAAGGGAGCUCUUAAAUCCAGGGACGCCAUCAGGAAGUCGAGGCGUCUCGGGAGGUCGAGAAGGCUGUCCACCCUCCGCGAGCAAAGUUCGCAGUCGGAGACGGAAGAGGAAAAGCAGGUGGUCCAUUCCAGCUCCGCUGCGAGGCCGGUGGCCACUCCCGACACCUCGGAGACCGAGAGCCAGCAGGGCAGCGUCGGGAAGGCUGGGGAGUGGAGUUUAAGCCUUAGAGAUCUGUCAAAGACCCCAGCCUUGCAGUUGGUCCAUGAGCUCUUCUCGACAAGCAAAAGGAAAAGAUUCCAGCCAAACGGUGCCCAGGAAUUCUUGGAAGAAAGGGAUGGGGAUAAAAUAGCUGUGCUGAAGUGUGUUCUUGCGGGGCUAAUUGGCAAGAAAAUGGGGCUAGAAAAGCUGGACAUCUUAACGGAGUUAAACUAUAGAAAUUUAAAGCAUAUUCUUGCUAUGGUUUUAGACUCCUUGACUGCAGAGAGCCUAUGCAGUGUUUGGAAAGUCAGCAGAAAUUGGCGUGAAAUUGUCAUUCAAGAUAAGAAAGCAUACCGGAGAAGAAAAUGUUAUAUCACACAACUGAAAACAAAUUCUGAGCAGGCCGUGCUAAACGUGGAGGAUGCUGCCACGCGGGCCCAUCUUCUCAGUCGCUCUGCUCUAAGAUCUGUGCAAGCGCAGGCUAGGACGCCCAGCACUCAGAAGGAGCAAGUUCCCAGCUCAUCCCCGUGGGGAGAAGUCUUGACACCCCUAGCAAGCUCUUCUGUCACUCACCCAAGCAGUAAGCAGGAGGAAUACGUGAAGGUUGCCAAGACACUUUUCACCGAUGAAGCAUUGAAACCCUGCCCAAGGUGCCAGUCCCCCGCCAAGUACCAGCCCUAUAAGAGGAGGGGACUGUGUAGCCGCCUGGCCUGUGGCUUUGACUUUUGUGCGCUGUGUUUGUGUGCUUACCAUGGGUCUGAAGAGUGCAGCCGGGGCACAACGAAGGGAAGGCACAGAAAAGAUGCUCUCCCAGGGAGCGCCCAGAGCAAGAAGAACCUCAAACGCCUCUAAGGAGACUUCACGGAGAAGCAGCACACCCAGCACAAUGGUGUAUCUUCCCGACUGAAAAAAUUAUGACUAUUUUAAACACAUACAAAUGUUCCCAUUAAUGACAGAUGCUGAUCAAUUUUCCUGUUUUGUAUAUAUCUAAUCUACUUUAGGCUUAAAUGAUUAAUUUUUGGAAAUUUUCUAUUUUACUAGCUGUUUUGUUAACUUAUUUUAAUAUCUUGGUAUUUUAAAUAAAGAGUUUUCAGUGUUCUCAAA